Molecule: messenger RNA, 1462 nt
Organism: Lates calcarifer (barramundi perch)
Lineage: Eukaryota; Metazoa; Chordata; Actinopteri; Centropomidae
Gene: slc35e3
Product: solute carrier family 35 member E3
Exons: 8
Coding region: 343-1284 (313 amino acids)
Cellular component (GO): Golgi apparatus
Molecular function (GO): antiporter activity; nucleotide-sugar transmembrane transporter activity
Source: RefSeq, a predicted model, not a curated record
GUUAAACGGUGAUAAACACAAGAGGAAACAGGAACACACAGGGCAGUUUGUAACCAGAGAACACGGGUGUAUUCAGCAGGGACGCAGGGAAGAAAAAUCCCCAAAUAACUGCUGCGGGGAUACCUCACUGCAAAGGCCGGGAUUGGCACUCCGACUGACAGGGAGAGGCACACGCACAGCCCCGGUAUCUCACGGGUGGUGGUUUGGCCGGAGUGAGUCAGGCAGAGUAAAACACGGAGGGGCAGAAGCAGGGAGACAGAUGGAAAGAUGGAGACCCCAGUGUGAACAGCGAGCUCAGCUGUGUUAAACAAAGCUCAGCCAAGCUAGGAGACUUCCAGGACCAUGGCUGACAGGCUGUUUGGUUUCUCAGCCAACAGGCGCAUCGUCGCUGGGCUGCUGGUCAACCUGCUGUCCUCCAUCUGCAUUGUCUUCAUCAACAAGUGGAUCUAUGUACACUAUGGCUUCCCCAACAUGACCCUUACCCUGGUUCACUUUGUGGUCACCUGGCUGGGACUCUACAUCUGCCACAAAAUGGAUGUUUUCUCUCCAAAGAGCCUCCCAGUUCGCAGGAUCGUGUGGCUGGCUCUGAGUUUCUGCGGGUUUGUGGCCUUCACCAACCUUUCCCUGCAGAACAACUCGAUAGGAACGUACCAGCUGGCCAAAGCCAUGACCACACCUGUCAUCAUCCUCAUCCAGACCACCUACUACAAGAAGACCUUCUCCACUAAGAUUAAACUCACACUGGUGCCCAUAACAUUAGGAGUGAUAUUGAACUCGUACUAUGAUGUGCGGUUCAACCUGCUGGGGACAGUGUUUGCAGCACUGGGUGUUCUGGUGACGUCGCUUUACCAAGUGUGGGUGGGGGCUAAACAACAUGAGCUCCAGGUGAACUCCAUGCAGCUCCUGUACUAUCAGGCUCCUCUGUCGUCAGGCUUCCUGCUCUGCAUCGUUCCUUGCUUUGAGCCUCUGACUGGAGAUGGAGGAAUAUUUGGACCCUGGUCUCUGCCUGCUCUGAUGACAGUGCUGUUCUCAGGUGUGGUGGCAUUCCUGGUCAACCUGUCCAUCUACUGGAUCAUUGGAAACACCUCAGCUGUCACCUACAACAUGUUUGGUCAUUUUAAAUUCUGCAUCACCCUGAUUGGAGGAUACCUGCUCUUCCAUGACCCCCUCUCACUCAACCAGGCACUGGGGAUCCUCUGUACUCUGGCAGGAAUCCUGUCUUACACUCACUUCAAACUGGUUGAACAGGAGGAGGGGAAGAGCCGCCUGGCUCAAAGACCAUAGAGUGACUUACCUGUCCAUCAAGUGCACGGACUCCUGCCAUUGGCUGCGCACAGUGUGACUGGCAGCAGAGACCUCUUUAUAUAUUUUUUAUUUUAUUAUGAGUAUUUUUUUAGGGAAGUUAAGAAUUUUAUCGUGGUUCCCAGACAGGAUUAAAUGCGUACUACAUAUCAACAUGUCA